Molecule: messenger RNA, 321 nt
Organism: Penicillium concentricum
Lineage: Eukaryota; Fungi; Ascomycota; Eurotiomycetes; Eurotiales; Aspergillaceae
Exons: 1
Coding region: 1-321 (106 amino acids)
Source: RefSeq, a predicted model, not a curated record
AUGGCGAGAGAACCCCAGAAACAGAAAGUGCCCGGCGCCAUUCCUGAACCCGGCGCACUGCACGAUAACACUUGGUACAACCAGGAUUUUCACGGGUAUCGUGUCACCGAACAACCCCUGUUUGAAAAACGGCGCCUUCGACUGAUUUGUGUUGGUGCCGGUGCUUCUGGAAUCCAGCUUGCCUACAAGGCUGAACGGCUCCUUAAGAAUAUCGACCUCCAGAUCUAUGAGAAGAACUCGGAAAUCGGUGGCACCUGGCUGGAAAAUCGCUAUCCCGGCUGCACUUGCGAUAUUCCGUCUCACUCCUAUCAGCUUACUUAG